Molecule: messenger RNA, 2223 nt
Organism: Dichotomopilus funicola
Lineage: Eukaryota; Fungi; Ascomycota; Sordariomycetes; Sordariales; Chaetomiaceae
Product: Cys/Met metabolism PLP-dependent enzyme-domain-containing protein
Exons: 6
Coding region: 1-2223 (740 amino acids)
Biological process (GO): transsulfuration; 'de novo' L-methionine biosynthetic process
Cellular component (GO): cytoplasm
Molecular function (GO): ATP binding; pyridoxal phosphate binding; ATP hydrolysis activity
Source: RefSeq, a predicted model, not a curated record
AUGGGCGACCAGAAACGAAUGAAGGAUCUGUCGACGGGUCUUGCACUCGCUGCGGGUAAGAAUGAGGCGGCUCGUGCCAAGGCGCAAGCGAAUUUAAGGAGGAUACGACGGCACCGGACCGGCGCCGCGGUAGACCAAGAUGGCAACGAUACAUCGGAAUAUGCGGAUGCGGUAGAGGAAGGCCUCGUCCUCAACGAGUAUGAGAACCAAGUAGCGCUCGAAGUGGUUGCUCCAGGAGACAUACCCGUCGGGUUUGAUGCCAUCGGAGGGCACGACGACAUUAUCGAUGAACUCAAGGAAUCCAUCAUCUACCCAUUAACGAUGCCACAUUUAUAUCGGCACGGCGGCGCGCUCUUGGCAGCGCCCUCAGGGGUGUUGUUGUACGGCCCGCCAGGUUGCGGCAAAACAAUGUUAGCCAAGGCAGUGGCUCGUGAGAGCGGCGCCUCCUUCAUCAACCUUCACAUUUCAACUCUGACGGAGAAGUGGUACGGUGAUUCGAACAAGCUGGUUCGCGCGGUGUUCUCCCUGGCCCAGAAGCUUCAACCAGCCAUCAUCUUCAUUGAUGAGAUGGACGCUGUCUUAGGGACUCGGAUGAGUGGGGAGCACGAGGCCAGCGGCAUGGUCAAGGCUGAAUUCAUGACUCUCUGGGAUGGCCUCACAUCAACGAACGCCUCGGGCACUCCCAACAGGAUCGUUGUGCUAGGCGCCACGAACAGGAUCAACGAUAUUGACCCAGCGAUCCUCAGGAGAAUGCCCAAAAAGUUCCCCGUUUCGCUCCCUAAAUUCGAGCAAAGGCUGCGCAUCCUACAACUUGUCCUCGGUGACACCAAGCGUGACGCUGAGAAUCUAGACCUUGAUUACAUCGCCAAGCCCAGUCAGCCGAGCAGCACUGGUGCAAAUUCCAAGAUAUCGGGUGACGAAUCCAGCCCUGCGUCCCAGGCCGCCAACAAGGUCUUCACCCAUGUUGACCUCGACGGCCAUGCCCUCCCCCCUUCUCCAGCGCCAUCUAGCCCGCUCUCCGGGAGGAAGCGGUACGCUCUAGCCACGGAAUUGGUGUAUACCGACUCCAAAGACCAAUACGGCGCCUCCAGCAUUCCCAUUUAUCAGUCUGCCACCUUCAAGCAGACGUCGUCCAGCGGCGGGAGCGAGUACGACUAUACCCGGUCGGGAAACCCCACCCGAACGCACCUCGAGCGCCACAUGGCCAAGAUCAUGAACGCCAGCCGCGCCCUGGCCGUGAGUUCUGGUAUGGGUGCCCUCGAUGUGAUCACACGCCUCCUCAAGCCCGGCGACGAGGUUAUCACUGGUGACGAUCUGUACGGUGGCACCAACCGGCUUCUCACGUACCUGAAGAACAACCAAGGGGUAAUUGUGCACCAUGUUGACACCACCAAUGCCGACACCGUCACGGAGGUCAUUUCGGACAAAACCGCCAUGGUGCUUCUCGAGACGCCGACAAACCCGUUGAUCAAGAUUGUGGACAUUCCAACGAUCGCCCGGGCCACGCACCAGGCCAGCAGCAAGGCAGUGGUUGUGGUGGACAACACCAUGCUCUCUCCCAUGCUCCUCAACCCGCUCGACAUUGGCGCCGAUAUUGUCUACGAAUCUGGGACCAAGUACCUGUCUGGACACCACGAUAUCAUGGCUGGCGUGAUCGCGUGCAACGACCCCGCCCUGGGUGACAAGAUGUACUUCACAAUCAACUCGACCGGUUGCGGCCUGUCGCCAAACGACUCCUUUCUGCUCAUGAGGGGUGUCAAGACACUGGCCAUUCGCAUGGAGAAACAGCAAGCCAACGCACAGCGAAUUGCCGAGUUCCUCGAGUCCCACGGGUUCCGCGUCCGGUACCCCGGCCUGAAAUCCCACCCGCAGUACGAUCUCCAUUGGUCCAUGGCACGGGGCGCUGGCGCUGUGCUCUCUUUUGAAACCGGAAACAUUGGCCUCUCAGAACGGAUCGUCGAGGCUGCCCGCCUAUGGGGUAUCAGCGUCAGCUUUGGCUGUGUCAAUAGUCUCAUCAGUAUGCCCUGCCGUAUGAGCCAUGCUAGCAUCGACGCCAAAACCCGGGAAGAGAGGCAGAUGCCCGAGGAUAUUAUUCGACUUUGCGUGGGCAUUGAGGAUGCAGACGACCUGAUUGAAGACCUCUCUCGUGCUCUUGUCCAAGCAGGUGCCGUGACCGUCACACUGGACGGUUUCCAUGUGGGCGACGCCACCACCUCGGCCUAG